Messenger RNA from Salarias fasciatus (jewelled blenny), 1259 nucleotides. Its product is annotated as protein jagged-1-like. Bases 638 to 1192 code for a protein of 184 amino acids. Gene Ontology annotation, biological process: Notch signaling pathway; multicellular organism development. Lineage: Eukaryota; Metazoa; Chordata; Actinopteri; Blenniiformes; Blenniidae. The transcript is spliced from 2 exons. Gene Ontology annotation, cellular component: membrane. The record is from RefSeq and is a predicted model, not a curated record.
GCUUCAUAUCGGGUUGACUAAUGGCCAGUGAGCCGCUUGGAUGUGAUGUGCGCGCGUGUGUGAAAUCAUUCCACGGGAGGUACUGACUUUGAUUUCUGGAUCCUUGCAACUCCUUAUUUAUUUUAAGAAGAUUUUUUUUUUAUUCAUAUCUAUGUUUUUGAGCGUGGAUCGAGCUUGAAUAGAGACAGACGAUGAGGAGAGAGAGUACCAGCUAAUUGGGAUGAGAGUUCAAGUCAAGUGAGCCGGCAGAUUGGACCUGUAAAGCUUCUUAACGCAGGUGGUGGAAGGCGCACAGCGCGAGAGGGCUGUGUUUAUGUGAAGUGCGUGCGUAUUUGUGUGCCAGUGCCAUUCCCUGUGGAAAUCUGUCCUGGGCACAGUGGAGACGGGGGUGAUCGGGUGUGCGCUCUUGUGGGUGGGUUUGGUCAGUUUCGGUGAUACAUCCAAGCGGAGACGUGGAUCGUGACGCUUUUUCCCGGACCUGAACGCGAUGAAGAGGCUUUAUCGGAGUUUCAGGGUUUAGAAUCGGAGCGAAGGAGAGCUGGGCGGACGGAGGACGCAGGGAAGGAGGAGGAGGAGGAGGAGGGGGCACCAAUAUCUCCAGAGCGCACAGCACAGGCUCCAAUCCCCUGACGCAGGGAUGGAGAGCACGAGGGCGCACCGGAUAACUCGGCUCCAUCCCAGAGACUGGGGCGGAAAGAUCACCGGAGGGCCAGACAGGAGCGCCGGGCGGCACCGGGGACACCUCAGCCUGCAGCGCACUGUGAUUUUUCUCGUCGCGCUCACGAUACAACCGCAGGUUGUGAGCGCUGUCGGGAUGUUCGAGCUUCAGAUCCGUCACUUCCAGAACCUACACGGACUCCUGCAGACCGGCGACUGCUGCGACCUGCCGCCGCGGCGCGGCCAGCUCUGCUCCGCCCGGGACCAGUGUGACACUUUCUUCCAAGCCUGCCUGAAGGAGUACCAGGCCCGCGUCGCCGCAACCGGAGCCUGCACCUUCGGGUCGGGCGCCACGGGAAUCCUGGGAGGAAACUCCCAGACGCUCCACCACCGAGGACACGACGGAGGAGGCGGAGGCGGAGGCGGAGGAGAGGAUGGGGCUAAUGGACACAUUGUCAUUCCUUUCAAAUAUGCCUGGCCGGUAAGUGCAGGGGCAGUGAUGGUUCCCGCCGUGGUUACCAAGGGAACAGGCUAAGCUUUAAGUGCAAAACGAUACUCUGAAAUUGAGGCAAGAGUGGAAUAACAAUGACAAUCAGAGGAGC